AUGACCAUGGGUGCGGCAGGACCCGAGUUAAAGCCGUCGAAGUUCGACGGAAAAGGUGACCCCGAGGCCGUGCCACGUUGGGUGGAAGAGCUGGAGAAGACCUUUGAGGUGCUGGGGUGCAUCGAGGCUGAGAAGGUAACCUUAGCUGUGUAUCAGUUGCAAGAUAAUGCUAGUGAUUGGUGGAAGGCCACUAGGGGAAGAGUGUUCCCUGAGGGUGUCGCUCAGAUUUGGGCUGUGUUUUUUGAGAACUUUUAUGGAAAAUUCUUCUCUGAGAGUGCUAGGGAAAGGAAACUAGUAGAGUUUAUGAUACUCCACCAAGGCCAGAUGACUGUGGAUCAGUAUGAGGCAGAAUUUACUAGACCGUCUAAGUUUGCACCAAGGAUGGUAGAGCAUCCUGAGGACAAGGCGCGAAGGUUUCGGGAUGGACUAAAAGCCGACAUUCACACUCAGUUGAUCUCGGUGAAUUUGAGAACUUAUGAGGACCUAUAUGAGAGGGCUUAG
Messenger RNA from Syzygium oleosum, 501 nucleotides. RefSeq lists its product as uncharacterized. Bases 1 to 501 code for a protein of 166 amino acids. The transcript has 3 exons. NCBI's taxonomy places the organism in Eukaryota, Viridiplantae, Streptophyta, Magnoliopsida, Myrtales, Myrtaceae. The record is from RefSeq and is a predicted model, not a curated record.